CUUUUGCCCCUCCUUGAUUCAAAAGUUUAAAGUCAACAGGAAGAAGGAAAAUGAAUUCAAGAACUUCCCCUAAGUGUUUCAGGUUUAGUCAGCCCAUCUCUUGAUAAAAGGGUCUGCCCCUAGUUCCAGCCCUUCCCAGCCAGAGCCUACUGACAGCAGGCUGACUGCUUCCUGGGCAUCAGACCUGGGUUCUGUGCUUUGGUGGGGGGGUCUGCACACAGCUGGCAAGAUAAGAUGGCAGACUGGGGGCCCAACGCCAAACAGGAGCCUGAGAUUGAGCUCUUUGUCAAGCUAGGUCGUGCCCAGUAAUGGCUGGUUUUGAUGGGGAGAGCAUUGGGAAUUGUCCCUUUUGCCAACGCCUCUUCAUGGUCCUCUGGUUGAAAGGAGUCAAGUUCAAUGUGACAACUGUUGACAUGACCAGGAAACCUAUAGAGCUGAAAGAAUUAGCCCCAGGAUCCAGUCCUCCUUUCUUGUUGUUUAACAAGGAACUGAAGACAGACUUCAUUAAAAUCGAGGAGUUUCUAGAGCAGGUCCUGGCUCCUCCAAGGUAUCCGCGUCUGAGUCCCAAGUAUAUGGAGUCCUUUGAUGUGGGCUGUGACAUCUUUGCCAAGUUUUCUGCAUACAUUAAGAACACACAAAAGGAUACCAAUAAACAUCUGGAGAAAGCUUUGCUGAGGGAAUUUAAGCGUCUGGACAUCUAUCUGAACACCCCGCUUCCGGAUGAAAUUGAUCAGGACAGUGCGGAAGAAAUCACGGAGUCCAGAAGGCUGUUCCUGGAUGGAGAUCAGCUGACCCUGGCUGACUGUAACCUGCUCCCUAAACUGCACAUCAUCAAGGUGGUUGCCAAGAAAUACCGGGACUUCGACAUCCCUGCUGAAUUCUCGGGAGUCUGGCGCUAUCUGGGAAAUGCCUACGCCCGAGAGGAGUUCAGCCACACGUGCCCCGCAGAUAAGGAGAUUGAAAGCACUUAUGCAUCUGUGGCUAAAAAAUGAAUUAGGAAAAGCUAAAGGCGCAUGUUCCCAAAUGAACAAGGCCCACACAAGCUACCUUUUGCAUCACAUCCCUACUUCUGCUAGAAAUGUCGGUGAAACAUUUAGUUUGAAAGAGAACUCUGUGCUUUCUACCUAGCCAGCCAUGCCCAGAGUGCACCUGCAUGCAAAUUCUCUCUGGCCCUUGGGCUGGGCUUUCACAAGCUUCUGAAUCCCUAAAAUGCCUUAUGUCAAUCUCAGCAGAAUUGGGAUCUAAAGGAUCUACUGAACUGAGUACCCCAGCCUUUAAUAGCUUCAGACCAGGACACUGGAUGAAAUCAUUUCAGUGGCACUUUGUCAAGAGUUCAGGUUUCUACAAGCAAGGGAUUGGCAGGCCCAGGUUCUGAAACUAAAAAAAAAAACCCUUUAUUCCUGGCCCCAUCUAACAGUUCAUCCCACUUGAAUCAGCAGGAGGGAAUAAGCAAUUAUACGGCACCUACUGUGUGCCAGGCACUGUGACAAUUAUUAUCUCUGGGAGGUGGGUGCUGUUAUGAUCCCCAUUUUACACUUGAGGAAACUGAGGCACACAGAGGUGAAGUGACUUGCCCACAGUCACCCAGCUGUUAAAAUUCUGAGGCUGGAUUUGAAUUUAGGUCUUCCUGAUUCCAGGCCCAGGGCUCUAUGUUCUGUGGCACCACCUAGCUGUCUUGAUAGUCAACAACACUAGUCAGCUACCUCAAUAGUUAGUAACACUAUUGGCGUAUUCCCUAAGGACAUUGCCCCAAAUUAUCACCACCUGAAAGCAACUUGACAUCAGUUCCUCAGAGCAUCGCCCCAGUCUGGUCUAGGAAUAAGAAUCAGUGUUGUAUAGUCAGGCAAGAGUGUUUGGGGGGCAGAGUUAUAUAGCUUACAAAUUCCAGGGCAUAGGAAAGGGUGUAAGGUAACUACCACCAUUUUAUGAAUCCUUUAGAACAAAAGACAUGAUCUCUGGCUAUAGAUUGAAGAAAAGUGCUAAUUAAGGAGUCAAUUAUGUUACUUUUGUUGUUACUGCCUCUUGACAUACAUACGUGUAUAUAUAUAUGACAUAUAUGUCAAGAUGCUACAGUAACAACAUAUAUAUACACACACAUAUGUACACAUGCAUACAUGCAUACAUCGAGAUUAUUCUCUGAAAAUACAUUUUCCUAAUUAAAUGAGGGAGUGAGCACUUUUGAGAAACAAAAACAAAUUUUCCCAAGAUGACCAGUAAAAUAAUGAAGGCCAAUGUGCUCUGGAGUGGAUAUCCCUUCAUGCCUGGGAACAUUCCUCAUGACCCUAGAUGACCCCUGCCAUUCCAUCAAACUGAUCACAGACCAAUACGAAUUUAUCAGCCAUCUUUCAAUGACAGAUAAACCCCAAACAAAGUUAUAGAAACCUGAGAUUCAGACACAUUCCAUUAUAAAAUGUACUCCUUGAUCAAAGUUACUAACUGGAAGAAUUCUCUUCCCAAUACAAUAGUUACUAAUUAUUUUUCUUGCUUUUACUAGAAUAGCAUCAUACUCCCCUCCCCCACAAUUUACCUUUGCCUAUAGAACUACCUAUACUCGAGAAGGGAAAAAUAGGGGGAGAUCUCUAGACCCCAUGUGACUUUGACUUUCCCUUAAAGAGGGACAAAAGUCUCACAUUUAAAAGAUGCACCAGUAGACACAGGGCUAAACUGCCAGGCUCCCCUGGAUUCCUUCCAGUCUGGGCUGAAGUCCCACUUUCUGCUCCCCCUUAAUUCUAGCCCCUUCCCUCUGCUGCUGAUCUCCAUAGACGGUGGACUCCUUGAAAGCAGGAACUGGAUUUGUGCCUUCCUUUGUAUGCCCAGGACUUAGCACAGAAUCAAGGGGGAGCAGGAAAGACGUCUUGCAGUGGAGAUGAGGGAAAACAUUCCAGGCAUGAGAGACAGCCAAUGAAAACAUUCAGAGAUGGAAGAUGGAGUGUCUUUUUUGAAGAUAGCAAGGUGGCUUUAGUAUCACAAUGGAUCAAAGAGCAUGUUUGGGCAGGGAUGGAGUAAGGUGUGAGGAGACUGGAAAGGGAGAGAGAGAGGCUAGGUUAUGAAGGGCUCUGAAUGUCAAACAGAGCAUUUUGUAUUUGAUCCUGGAGGUGAUAGGGAGCCACUGGAGUUGAUUAAAUAGGGAGGUGACAUGGUCCGACCUGCCAUUUAGGAAGAUUCCUUUGGUGGCUGAAUAAAAGAUGGAUUGAAGUGGGGAGAGACUUGAGGCAGGCAGACCCCCCCCCAACAGCUAUUGCAAUAGCUCAGCUGUAAGGUGAUGAAAGCCCACAUGAGGGAGGGGGGCUAUCAGAGGAGAGAAGGAGGCAUAUUGGAGAGAUGCUGCAAAGUUAGAGACAAUAGGAUUUAAAUGAUCAUCCAAAUAAAUUGUCUAUGCUGUACACAUACAUCAACAGAUAAUACAAAUCUUAAAAUGCUAUAUACAUUUUUUACAGAAUAAAAUAUCACUGAGAGGCAGCAUUGGCCUAGUGGACAGAGAGCUAGCCUUGGAGCCAAGAGACUUGGGUUCAAGUCCAGUCUGUGACACAUACCUGUUGUAUGACUCUAGGAAAGUUACUUCAAUUUGUAAUGGUGGCAACUCAAUAAAUUGCAGAGAAGGUACCAAAUUGAUGGGUUUUCCUCUCCUUGGAGUUUCCUAAGCCAGUGAAAUCACCUGGUCUAUGCUUUAAAUCAACCACCAGCACGUGACACUCACAGGUAGAUCAAUGAACAGAAGUUCUGGAGUCCUGAGAUUUUUUUUUUGUACUAAAACAUGUAUUCUCCUUCUUACAUUAUUAUUGGGCACUUUUUCCUGUUUUAUAACAUCAUGAAUUAAAAACCGAUUUUGUAUUUUUUACUCUCAGAAGCUUGUUUCUAGCACCUAUUGAGAUAGGCGGUUGUGUGGUUAAGGUAGGGUUACUUAGCCCAUAGCUGUGCUGAGGUCCCUGGGGACUUGCCCAGUCAUCCUGAGACUACUUUGGAAGAACAGAGAAAAUGGCAGGGACACCCUCGAUAAGGUUUCCUUCAAUUGCCUCUGGUCAUUCCAGACCUCAGGACCAAUAUUUACCACCAUUCUCCUCCCCACGCCAAUGCAUACCCCAUUACUUGAAAAGAGCUGUCAUUUGGUCAGUGAGAGGCCUCCAUCAAUGUGGAUCCCAAUCUCUCCAUGCCUUAAUAGAGUCUCUUCCUAAGUUCCUAUGCCUUCACCCCAUCCUCAAAUCAUCACUUAUCUCAAUUUCUGCUAAUGACUUCUGGACUUAGGCUGGGACUCUCAUUGGGCCUUUCCAGCUUGGUAGGAUCAGCUAGAGUUUGAAGAGAACUUUAGUGUCUAGGCUAGAGGUUCUUAACCUGAGGUAAGGACCUUGGUUUUUUAAAAAUAUUUUUAUAACUCUUAU
Molecule: messenger RNA, 4376 nt
Organism: Dromiciops gliroides (monito del monte)
Lineage: Eukaryota; Metazoa; Chordata; Mammalia; Microbiotheria; Microbiotheriidae
Gene: CLIC2
Product: chloride intracellular channel 2
Exons: 7
Coding region: 309-992 (227 amino acids)
Biological process (GO): chloride transmembrane transport; negative regulation of ryanodine-sensitive calcium-release channel activity
Molecular function (GO): chloride channel activity
Source: RefSeq, a predicted model, not a curated record